Molecule: messenger RNA, 11216 nt
Organism: Rosa chinensis
Lineage: Eukaryota; Viridiplantae; Streptophyta; Magnoliopsida; Rosales; Rosaceae
Exons: 8
Coding region: 303-11174 (3623 amino acids)
Biological process (GO): signal transduction
Molecular function (GO): ATP hydrolysis activity; protein binding; ADP binding
Source: RefSeq, a predicted model, not a curated record
AUUAGACGCUCUCGGUCUCUCUCUUCUUCAUUGAACCGAUCUCACUGUCUUCCAUUUUAUCGAUUUUUUGUGUCAUCAGGCUCUCUUGUUUGAUCACAAGGCUUACAGAAAUUUGUUCACUACUUGUCUCCUCUCCAAGCCUAGCCUAGCUCUCUUGUAGAUCUGUAAUAGCUGAAGCUAUUAAAACAUGGAUAUUUCAUAAGUUGUAUCCUCCAAUCUUCGAGCUUCCAAACAGCUUCUACAUUGAGGAGUUAAACAUACAUCAACAGAUCUUUUAAGUUUCAGCUUCCCUCUCUGUUUAAAUGGCCUCGAGCUCCCAAACAACCUCUUCAUCUCUUCCAGCUCCUCAGUGGAAGCACGAUGUGUUUCUCAGCUUCAGGGGUGAAGACACUCGGAAGGGUAUUGUAUCCUCUUUAUACCAUGAAUUGAAAAACAGAGGAAUACAAACAUUCAUGGAUGACCAAGGGCUUCAGCAAGGGAUGCCUAUUUCUCCAAGUCUCCUAACAGCAAUUGAGGAAUCCAGGUGUGCAGUCGUUCUUCUAUCGCCAAACUAUGCUUCUUCUACAUGGUGUUUGGAUGAACUCGCAAAGAUUCUUCAAUGCUCUGAAGCCAAGAAGACACUGGUUCUGCCAAUUUUUUAUAAUGUGGAUCCCUCUCAUGUGCGACAUCAAAGGGGAAGUUUUGCAGAAGCCUUCACUAAGCAUGAAGAGAGGUAUGGGCAAGGAAAUGAUGAUGUAGAGAAGGUGAACAAGUGGAGAGAUGCUUUAACACAUGUGGCCAAUCUCUCUGGGUUGGAGUCAAACAAAUUUGGGUCUGACAGAGAACUUGUCCAACACAUUGUGGAACUUGUGUGCUGUGAUGUAAGGCCUAUUUCAAUAAUGUCGAGCAGCAAUUUUGAAGCAUUUGAAUCAACAAGAAAAGCCAUGAAUGAGCUGAUGGAGGCAUUAGAAGAUGAUGAGGUCGCUGCCAUUGGGGUCUAUGGAAUGGGAGGGGUUGGGAAGACAACCAUGGUGAAACAUUUCGGUGCACAAGCCCAAAAAAUGGGGCUUUUUGAUCGUGUGAUUAUGGCUGUUGUAUCCCAAGCCCCAGAUAUAAGAAAUAUUCAAGGCACACUUGCGGAUCUGCUGGGCUUGAAAUUGGUGGAGGAGUCAGAAAGUGGACGAGCCGAUAGAUUGCAGACGGAGAUGCUUAGAAGAAAUAAGAUCCUUAUAAUCUUAGACGACAUUUGGAAUACACUUGACUUGUCAAGCAUUGGAAUUCCCAGCUACAACGAGCUUCAAAUAUGCAAUUCCAAACUGCUAUUCACCACAAGGAGAUCGAAUAUUUGCCAUACCAUGGAGAGCCAAGCAAAAAUUCAUCUCAAUAUCUUAUCAGAAGAUGAUGCUUGGAACUUGUUUUUGAAGAAGGCAAGAAGGUCUUUUCAAAAGUCUAGCCCUUUCUAUGAAGUAGCCAGAAAGGUAGCUAAAGAAUGUGCUGGUCUCCCAGUGGCAUUGAUUGCAGUUGCGAGGGCACUUGGAGAUAAAGAGCUUGAAGACUGGAAAGAAGCAGCCCGACAACUUGAGAUGUCUCAACCUGCCAACCUUGACGAGGAGAAAGAUUGGUCGAUGGAUGCGGACGAAGGCUACUCAGCAAUCUCACUAAUCGAGAGCAACAUUUACAAGCUUCCCAGCAAGUUGGUAUGUUCAAAACUUCAGAAUUUAUUGCUACAAAAAAAUGCUGAUAUAAGAGAGAUCCCAAGAACCUUUUCUCAAAGUCUCAAUGAUUUAAGGGUCUUAGAUCUUAGCCACACUGGCAUUUCAUCAUUGCCCCCAUCAUUCAGUCUCCUAACCAGACUCGAAUCUUUGUGUUUAGAUGAUUGCAAGUCCAUGAUUGACAUAUCCUUACUUGGAAAACUGAAAGAGCUUAAGAUUCUUAGUAUGAGACGCUGUUACUCUAUUAAGAAAUUUCCAAAAGAGAUUGGAAAUUUGACGAAUUUAAGAAUAUUGGACUUGACUGAAACUUGUUUUGAGACAGUUCCCUCUCAUGUGAUAUCAAGGUUGUAUAGAUUGGAAGAACUGUACAUGAGUUAUUUUGGCAAGUGGGGUAGUAAAGUUGAGGGAGGCUUCUUGAGUUUUAAAAUGAAAAAUGCUAGCUUUGAUGAGUUAAUUGGCUUGUCAAGUUUAAACACUUUGCAGGUUGCCAUAUGUGGUGCAGAAUGCUUGCCUCAAAACGUUGAGGUCAAUCCAAAUUGGGAUAGGUUUUAUAUAAUUAUCCAAAGAUACGGCACGAUGAGAGUACCCACUGGGGGCAAUUGGGGCAUUUAUGAUGAGGGCUUUCCAAAUCGUUGUUCAAGAACAUUGAUUAUGGACGAAACCAUGAAUAACUUACCCGAUUGGUUCAUCAGUGUGGUGACAGAAAAAACAGAGGAUUUAUGGUACACAGGUCGCCAUGGUAACCUUCUCGAGGAACACGACCGUGGGAGAUUACAUGGACUCAAGUAUCUGCGUAUAGGUUCUUCCGAAUAUGCCAAAGCCAAAGUGUUGUUCAACACAAUAACAUGGACUAGGGUGUCAAAUGAACCUGUGUUUGAGAACUUGAAAGAGUUGGUCAUCUCCAGGAAUCUCUUGAAGGAGCUAUGUGUCGGUGAAUUACCACCUGGCUCUCUACGUAAUCUUGAGAGAUUGAUGGUGGAUGAUUGUGUUAGUUUGGUGAAACCGCUUUUAUCAUCAAAGUUGUUGCACAGACUACAGAGUCUGAAAAAUCUAGCUUGUUCUGCGUUUUCGAGAAUGAAAUAUGUGUUUGGAUUUGAAGGGCAUGAACCACAACACCUUGUCUUGACGUGGCGGCUGAGAAUGAUUUCAUUGAGAAACAUGCACGGCUUAAUAAACAUAUGGGAUGGUCUUGCUCCAUCUGGAAUCUUCCAGAGUCUCAAAAUCUUUUCCUUGGUUGAUUGCCCGAAACUGGAAUAUCUCUUCACAUCUGAUGUAGCUCGAUGUCUUUUGCAAUUGGAAGAACUUAGGGUAGAGUGUUGCUGUAGCCUGGACAGAAUAAUUGAAGCAAGUGAGGAAACAGAGAGCAACAAGAUCGUUCUUCCACAGUUGAAGAACUUGGUUUUAGAACGUCUUCCAGAGCUCAUAAGGUUGUCCAGUACUAGCAGCAGUACUAUUGAUAUUGAAAUCGAGUGGCCUUCAUUGGAACACUUGCAUGUCUCUGACUGCCCCCAGUUUUCAAUCUCUGCUUCUGAGUUCAACAGCAUCAACCAAGUCCAACUAAAUGAUUACCGACCUAUGGGCACACUAUGGAUCGACAGUAAAGCACGUCGCUCACACUUUCCAAAAUAUAUGAGUCCGGGCAGAAGGGAACGGACUCAAACUGAAUUAAAGGCGAUGGUAGCUCAUAGAAGUAACAGAGAGAGAAUUGAGCCUACAAUCUUCCGAGAAACUGCUGCAUCUCUUCCUUCAUCACUUGAAUCAUCAUCAUCAGCUCGUCGCUGGAAGUAUGAUGUGUUUUUGAGUUUCAGGGGUCCUGACACUCGCAAGGGUAUCACAUCUGAUCUAUACCAUCGACUGCAGGGGAGGGGAAUUAAAACAUUCAUGGAUGAUCGAGAUCUUGAAGUUGGAGAUGCUGUUUCUCCGACUCUCCUAAAGACAAUUGAAGAAUCAAGGUUUGCAAUUGUUGUUCUCUCGCGAGACUACGCUUCUUCUACUUGGUGUUUGGAGGAACUUGCAAAGAUCUGUGAGUGGAUGGAAGAUCAGAGCAGAAUUCUUCCACUCUUUUAUGACGUGGAGCCCUCUGUUGUUCGAUAUCAGAAGAAAAGUUUCGAAGAAGCUUUCUCUAAACAUGAAACCUCUGGGCGACACAAAUCGGAGAAGGUGAAGCAAUGGAGAGAUGCUUUAAACAAAGUGGCCACUUUCUCUGGGUGGAAUACGCAAGAUUUUAAGACUGUGAGAGAACUUGUCGAAUCCAUUGUGGAACUUCUCAGUAGUAAAGUAGUACCUGAUGCAAUUGAGUCUACAGGAGAUUUUGAAGCAUUUGAAGCAACAAGACAAGCCAUGGAUGAUGUUAUGAAGGCGCUAAAAGAUGACCAGAUCACUGCUGUUGGUGUCUACGGCAUGGGCGGAGUUGGAAAGACAAGCAUGGUGAGACAUGUAGCUGCACAAGCCUGCAAAAAUGGCACUUUCAACCAUUGGAUUAUGGCUGCCAUAUCCCAAAGCCCUGACUUGAGAAAAAUUCAAGUUACAUUAGCAGAUUUGUUGGGUUUUAGAUUUGAGGAGGAGACAGAAGGUGGAAGAGCUGAUAGGUUGCAUAAGGAGGUAAUGAGAAGAGAAAAACUCCUGAUAAUCUUGGACGAUGUUCAGGACAGACCAGAGUUGUCAAGCAUAGGGAUUCCCAGCUACAAGCAGCUUAAGACGUGCAAAUCCAAAGUCGUACUCACCACACGGGGAAGUCAUGUCUGUUAUGUCAUGAAUUGCCAAGCAAGCAUUCGUCUCAGUAUCUUAUCAGAACAAGAUUCUUGGACCUUGUUUGUGAGAAAUGCAGGGGUAGCGAAGAAGAAGAUUCUUGAAUCGACCACUUUUGAGGAUGUGGCAAGGAGAGUAGCUGGACAAUGCAGGGGUCUACCCAUUGCAUUGACAGCAGUUGCAAGGGCACUCAGAGAUAAAGAUGAGGCAGAAUGGCAAAAAGCAGCUCAAAGACUAGAGAAGUCGCUAUCUGAAACCGUUAAGGCUGAGGAAAAUGCCUUCGAAUGUAUAAAAUUUAGUUUUGAUUACUUGAAAGAUGAGCAUUCCAAGUCAUGCUUCUUGCUUUGUUGCCUAUACCCAGAAGGCCAUGACAUACCGGUAGAAAACUUAUUCAAGGAUGCAAUUGCGAAAGGAUUGUUUCGAGAUGCCGAAACAAUUGAAGAAGCCAGAGUAACAGCAGAUUCAGUGGUCAAGGACCUGAAAGAUUCUAGCUUGCUUUUGGAUAGCGAGAAAAAUGGAUGUGUAAAGAUGCAUGAUGUCAUCUGGGAUACAGCCCUGAACAUUGCAAAAUCUGAAUAUGGGUUUUUGGUAACCACUACUGAAAUUGAGCCUACAAUCUGCCGAGAAACUGCUGCAUCUCUUCCUUCAUCACUUGAAUCAUCAUCAUCAGCUCGUCGCUGGAAGUCUGAUGUGUUUUUGAGUUUCAGGGGUGCUGACACUCGCAAGGGUAUCACAUCUGAUCUAUACAAGCGACUGCAGGGGAGGGGAAUUAAAACAUUCAUGGAUGAUUCAGAUCUUCAAGUCGGGGAUGUGAUUUCUCCCGCUCUCCUAAAGGCAAUUGAAGAAUCAAGGUUUGCAAUCAUUGUUCUCUCGCAAAAAUAUGCUUCUUCUACUUGGUGUUUGGAGGAACUUACAAAGAUCUGUGAGUGUAUGGAAGACAACAACAGAAUUCUGCCACUUUUUUAUGGUGUGGAACCCUCUGAUGUACGGUACCGGAACAGGAGUUUCGGAGAAGCUUUUGAUAAGCAUUUAAGCUCUGGGAGACAGACAGCAGACAAGUUGCAGCGGUGGAAUGAUGCUUUAAACAAAGUGGCCAGUUUCUCUGGCUGGAAUUCGCAGAAUUAUAAGACUGAGAGAGAACUUGUUGACGAAAUUGUGGAAUUUCUCGGCAGUAAAGUACUACCACCUGAUGCAAUUGAGUCCACAGGGGAUUUUGAAGAAUAUGAAGCAACAGGACAAGCCAUGGAUAAGGUUAUGGAGGCGCUAACAGAAGACGAGGUCACUGCCGUUGGUGUCUACGGCAUGGGCGGCGUUGGAAAGACAAUCAUGGUGAAACAUGUAGCUGCACAAGCCUGCAAAAAUGGUACUUUUAACCAUUGGAUUAUGGUUGCCAUAACCCAAAGCCCCAACGUUAGAAAAAUUCAAGGUACAUUAGCAGAUUUGUGGGGCGUUAAAUUGGAGGAGGAGACAGAAGGUGGAAGAGCUAACAGUUUGCGUAAGGAGAUAAUGAGAAGAGUAAGACUCCUGAUAAUCUUGGACGAUGUUUGGAAGAGAAUGGAGUUGUCAAAGAUAGGGAUCCCCAGCUACAAGGAGCUUCAAAAGUGCAAGUCCAAAGUCCUACUCACCACAAGGAGAUUGAAUGUCUGUGAUGCCAUGCGAUGCCAAAGAAAGAUCACCCUCAGUACCCUAUCAGAAGAAGAUUCUUGGAACUUGUUUGUUAGAAAUGCUAUGUCGUUUGAAUCGACCAAUUUUGAGAAUGUAGCGAGGAAGGUGGCUAGAGAAUGUGCUGGUCUCCCAAUUGCGGUGAUAGAAGUUGCAAGGGCACUUAAAGAUAAAGAGCUGGCAGAAUGGGAAGAAGCAGCUCAACGACUAGAGAAUUCGCAAAUUGCCGACAUUGACGAUGGGGGAUUCAAAUGUAUAAAAUUAAGCUAUGAUUACUUGAAAGAUGAAGAUACCAAGUCAUGCUUCUUGCUUUGUUGCCUAUUUCCUGAAGACUAUGACAUCCCAAUAGGAGACUUGUUCAAGUAUGCGAUCGGGAAAGGAUUAUUUCGAGAUGCCGACACAAUCCAAGAAGCCAGAGUUAUAGCAGAUUCAGUGGUCAGGUACCUGAAAGAUUCUAGCUUGCUUUUGGAUAGUGAGAAAAAGGGAUGUGUAAGGAUGCAUGCUGUCAUUCGGGAUACCGCCCUGAAUAUUGCAAAAUCUGAAGGUAGGCAUAGUUUUUUGGUAAAAGCUGGCUGUGGUUUAAAGAGCUGGCCAUGUCAAGUACAUGAAGGCUACUCUGCAAUCUCUUUAAUGAACAAUGAUAUCCAGAAGCUACCCGGAGCGCUGAUAUGUCCAAAACUCCAGAUUUUAUUACUACAGCAGAAUGCUGAGUUAAAUGAGAUCCCAGAAACUUUUUGCCAGAGUCCUAGUGAAUUAAGGGUCUUAGACCUUAGCCUCACCAGCAUUGCAGUACUUCCUCAAUCAUUCAGUCUCCUAAUGAACCUCCAAGCUUUAUAUCUAGAUUUUUGCCAGAAACUGAUUGACUUUUCCGUACUUGGAAAACUAAUGAAGCUUGAGAUUCUUAGCAUGAGAGGAAGUGUUCUGAAAGAAUUGUCGAGAGAAAUAGGGAAUCUGAUCAAUCUAAGGAUGCUGGACAUUACUGAUGGAAUUAUUGGCAAAAUUCCAUCGAAAGUGAUAUCACAGUUGCAUGGAUUAGAAGAACUGUACUUGCCAUUUCAAUUUGGGGAUUGGGUCAGUAAGGUUGAAGGAGAAGGAGAAGAAACGGAUAUUGGCUUUGGUGAGGUAACUGGCUUGUCACGUCUAAGUAUUUUGAAGGUUUCCAUAUCUGCAAAGUGCAUCCCUGAAGAGCUUGAGUUUUAUCCCAAUUGGUUGUCCUUUGAUAUAUGUAUUAGUGGAGAUACAAGCAGCAGAGACAUUAUGAGUGACAUAAGUAAUCAAAGCUCUCAAUAUAGUGAUAAAGUUUCAAGAUCCUUGAGUCUUGACACAAGAAUUAAUGCCUUACCAGCUUGGUUUGUCGAUGAGGUAACAGUCAAAACAGAGAAGCUACUGUAUGUAAAGUGCAAAUGGUUAAAUAACAUUCUUGUUGAAUAUCACCAUGGGAGGUUACACAUGCUGAAACAUCUCUCUAUUAUUGGUCACAGUGAGAGCUUGGAAGAGCUUAUGAAUGCUAUAACAUGGGUUCCAGUUAAACCUGUGUUUGAGAACUUGGAAGAGUUGCAUUUGGAGAGUGUGACUUCUUUGAAAGAGUUAUGUGUUGGAAAAUUACCACCUGGGUCUCUAUACAAUCUGAAGUUAUUGAAGGUCCGUUGUUGUCCUAACUUGGGGAAUAUUCUUUUACCAUCAAAAUUGUUACAGAGAUUGCCAAAUCUGGAGAACAUAAUCUGUAAGGAUAUGUCUAGGCUGGAACAUGUGUUUGGAUGUCAAGGGUUUGAGCCAGAGCAAUCAAAACUGAGAGAGAUGACAUUUAUCAAUCUACCUGCUCUAAGAAACAUAUGUAAUGGUCUGGCUCCACGUGCAAUGUUCCAAGCUCUUAAAAGUUUGUUCAUUUAUCAUUGCACCUUUCUGAGAUGUCUCUUCUCGUUUGAUACUGCUCAAUUUCUUUUUCAAUUGGAAGACCUUUUUGUAGACAGUUGCCCUUUAUUGGAAAGACUAAUUGAAGUACGCAAGGAAAAAGAAAACAAGAAGAUCAUUCUUCCAAAAUUGAAGAACUUGGUUUUAGAGAAACUUCCUAUGCUGUACAGUGGAAGUGCCACUAUUAAUAUCAAGUGUCCUUCCUUGGAACACUUGAAUGUGAAGGAGUGCCCCCAGUUUACAGCCUCUGCUUCUGACUUCCAGAGUAAGAACCAAGUCCUACUCAACGAUAAGUUACAUAACUUCAGUCUACUAGGCAGAAGGACUGAAAGACAACUCGAAGCCGUUGCGGAAUCUGUGUCCAGUACAAUACAACCAAUUGCAACUGAGUUUACAAUGUCCAUGGGAGAUUUUCAAGCAUUUGAAUCAAGAAGACUAGCCAUGAAUGAUGUUAUGAAGGCACUUACAGAUGAUGAGAUCACCGCCAUUGGAGUCUACGGAAAGGGAGGCGUUGGAAAAACAACUAUGGUUGAACAUGUUAGUGAAGAAGUUAAGAAUAAUUGGAUGUUCCAUCAUGUGAUCACGGCUGUUGUAUCCAAAAGCCCUGACUUGAGAAAAAUUCAAGGCACAUUGGCAGAUAUGUUGGGCUGUAUAUUUGAGGAGGAGACAGAAAUUGGAAGAUCCCGUAGAUUGAUGCAGAGGAUAAGGAGAGGAAAUAGGAUCCUUAUAAUCUUGGAAGACAUUUGGGAGAGAAUAAAUUUGUCAAAUGUAGGAAUUCCCAGCUACCAUGAGCUUCAAAGAUGCAAUUCCAAAGUCCUCAUCACCACGAGGAGAGAGAAUGUCUGUCAUGCCAUGAAGUGCCAAUCAAACAUUUUUCUUGAUGUCUUAUCAGAAGAAGAUUCUUGGACCUUGUUUGUGAACAGAGCUAGAAUGCCUUUUGAAUUGACCAAUUUUCAUGAUGUUGCAAGGAAGGUAGCUAAAGAAUGUGCUGGUCUUCCAGUUGCACUGAUACCAGUUGCAAAGGCACUUCGUGAUAAGUGUUUGGAUGACUGGAAGGAAGCAGCUGGACGAUUAAAGGCUUCUCAACCUGCCAACCAUGAAGAUGGGGAAGUUGUAUUCAAUUGUAUAAAAUUAAGCUAUGAUUACUUAACAUCUGAUGAUGCCCAGUUAUGCUUCUUGCUUUGUUGCCUAUUCCCAGAAGACUAUGAUAUCCAAAUUGAAGACUUGCUAAAGUAUGGGAUGGGGAAAGGCUUGUUUCAAGAUUCCAGCACAAUGCAAGAUGCCCGAGCUAGUGCACAUUCGGUGGUCAAGUCCCUUAGAGAUUGUGGCUUGCUUUUGGAAUCUGAACGGGACGGAUGUGUAAAGAUGCAUGAUGUCAUUCGGGAUGCAGCCCUAAGGAUUUCAUCUUCGGGGGAUGGCCCAUUGUUUUUUGUACAAGCUGGUUGUCAAUUAAAGGAAUGGCCAAGUAGUAGUCCACAAAAAGGCUGCUCGGCUAUCUCACUAAUUAGGAAUAAAAUCUGCAAGCUUCCUAAAAGGUUCGUAUGUUCAAAACUCCUCAUUCUGUUUAUGCAAAGUAAUGUUUACUUGGAUGAGGUACCAGACUGUUUCUUUGAAAAUCUGAAGGAGUUGAGGGUAUUAGAUCUAAGCCGAACCAGAAUUUCGUUACUACCCACAUCAUUUGAUGAUUUGAUCAACCUCCACACCUUGUAUCUAGAUGGUUGCUUGUCAAUCAUAAAUAACAUAUCCAUACUUGGAAAAUUGAAGAAACUUAAGAUUCUUAGUAUGAGAGAACUUCCUCUUGUGGAAAUGCCGAAAGAAAUUGGAGAUUUGAGCCAUCUAAGGAUGUUAGACGUCACUGGUGAUUAUGUGGAUAAUGUUCCAUCUGAAGUGAUAUGCAACCUUAAUUUGUUAGAGGAACUAUACAUGCAGUGUAAUUUUGCAGACUGGGGGAGUAAAGUUGAGGGAGCAGGAGAAGAAAAUAUUGCUGCAUUUGAUGAGAUAACUGGCUUGUCAAAUCUAAAUGUUUUGAAGGUUUUCAUAUCUGAUGCUAAAUGUUUGCCUGAAGAUGUGGAGGUUGAGCCAAAUUGGUUAAACUUUGAUAUUUGUAUCAGCAGAGACCCAUCAAUCAGAAAAGUGUCCUUGGUUUCAAGUUCUUCACCUGCUUUUACAAGAGCCUUGACUCUUGAUACAACCAUCAAUGCCUUACCGGGUUGGUUUAUCAAUGUGGUGACGAUGAAAGCAGAGAAACUAAAGUACAUAUUGUGUUGGGGAUUAGAUAACAUUCUUGUGGAAUAUGACUGUGGGAGAUUGCAUGAACUGAAGUAUUUAUCUGUUAUUCGGCCCAAUGCGAACUUGAAAGUGUUGAUGAACACAGUAACUCGCUUUCGGAAUGAACCGGUGCUUCAGAACUUGGAAGAGUUGCAUCUCAUUCAAGUGCAUUGCCUGAAGGAGUUAUGUGUUGGUGAAUUGCCGCCUGGGUCUCUAUGCAAUCUUAGGUUACUGAAGGUGAAACAUUGUUAUGAAUUGGUGGAUGCACUUCUACCGUCAGGGUUGCUGCAGAGAUUACAAAAUCUGGAUAAAGUUAUUUGCGAAGAGAUGGAUGAAUUGGAAUACGUUUUUGGAUGUGAAGGGCUUAAGCCAGAACAAAUGAUAUUGACACAAUUGAAAGAGAUGAGAUUGGAGAAUCUAAGGAGACUAAUAAAGAUAUGGAAUGGUCUUGCUCCUUGCGCAAUCUUUCAGAAUCUUCAGAGUUUGGUAGUUUCCGGGUGCUACAAGCUGAAAAAUCUCUUCUCGGCUGAUGUAGCUCAAUGUCUUUUGCACUUGAAAGAUAUUUCAGUAGAGCUAUGCCCAAUAUUGGACAACGUUAUUGAAGCAAGUAAGGAAACAGUGGACAACCAGAUUGUUUUUCCAAAAUUGAAGAACUUGGCUUUGAUAAAGCUUCCACAGCUCACAAGGUUCUGCGGUGGUACUGGAUGUGUUAUUAAGUGCCCUUUAUUGGAAUACUUGUAUGUGGAUAGGUGCCCCCGGUUUCCAACAUUUGACUUCCACAGCAGGAACGAAGUCCAACGAAAUCAUCCACAACAUUUGGACAUUGUACAGAGAAGAGAAACUGAGAAAGCAGAGAAGAUGAAUGGAAGAAGAAACAACCGAGAGAUGGAAUAAUUCCUAGCCAAUUAGGUUCCGGGCAUUUUGUUUUUUUUUUUU